AUGUUUUCCACGAAUUUUUUCCAUUGCAGAUCAGUUGAACGUCACGUGAAUGCCAUAGUACGUCUUUUCAGGUUGGAUUGCGAAAAUAUCAAAUUUAGUGACGAUACCGGUUCUCGUGAGGAGAAGCUACAUAAGGUAUUUAUUAUUUUUCCAUCAGGUGUCUCUGCUUUCACCACAGGAAUGCCCGCCCUCUCUCUUUCCGGUAAUAGCAACGUGGCAAGUGAAAACAUCGAAGGAUUAGCCAAAAUGAGAGCUAUAACCGACGGUCAAUGGAGUCAAGGACAAGCACAGAUGGCUGUAUUAGCCGUUAUGUUGGUUGCGAUAGUAGUUGUAAUGGCGGCUAUAACUACAUCAGACUUCUUCAAGAGAAAAUCUCGUGGAAGCGGUUCGCAACACGAAUGCAAGAAAGGUAUCCUUCCCACAACUUUUAGCUCUUUUCUUCUGCAAAAAUGUUUAUCUUUUUUUACUGUUGAAACUAAAAAAAAAGUGUUACCUUCAUUUUUGAAGCUGGAUUCAUUCCAUUUGCCAUAA
Angiostrongylus costaricensis is the source of this 531-nucleotide messenger RNA. The record is from the annotation of a GenBank genome assembly. NCBI's taxonomy places the organism in Eukaryota, Metazoa, Nematoda, Chromadorea, Rhabditida, Metastrongylidae.